Misgurnus anguillicaudatus (oriental weatherfish) is the source of this 3544-nucleotide messenger RNA. RefSeq names its product green-sensitive opsin-3. Gene Ontology annotation, molecular function: G protein-coupled receptor activity. Gene Ontology annotation, cellular component: membrane. NCBI's taxonomy places the organism in Eukaryota, Metazoa, Chordata, Actinopteri, Cypriniformes, Cobitidae. Gene Ontology annotation, biological process: visual perception; phototransduction; G protein-coupled receptor signaling pathway. The record is from RefSeq and is a predicted model, not a curated record.
ACAGAGGAAGUAAAUGCAACAUUUUUCAACUUUCUGCUAAGAUAUAUAUGUCAUUUUGCUAAGAAAAUGCGGGAUUAUGAAAUUAUGCAAGCCCUGCAUAUUUUGUGAGCAGAAAUCUGCAAUUUAUACCACAAAAGUGCGGCUUAUUUAAAAAAUGCAAAUAUGCAGACUUUGGCUAAUUAUGCAUUGAAUCAUGCGAUCACAUAAUCAUGUUUUUCUGGAGGGAUUGAUAUAAGUACUUCAAAGGUACAUAUUAGUACUUCAAAUACAUUUCUUGGUACCAUCCCAGUGACAGCUUUUGUACCUUGCUAUAAUUCUGAGCUCUGAUCCCUCCCCUCGGAGAGCAUGACAAAAAUGCUUUAUUAGGAUUACAGGUUAAUGCAAACUCAUGAAAUGGUAUUAAGAAUACAUGUGCAAUUUAUUUGAUGUUGCUAACUAAAAAAUUCGAAGCAACAAAUCAAACACAUAUUUUUCUGUUACUUUAACUUAAAAAAUAAAUUUAAACAUAUUUAACUUGAAUUUAUAAGUUAUGUCAACUUUUUAAGCCAAAAUUUAAAGAAGUAGGUUGAAUUGACUUGCAAAACCAAGUUUUUAAACUUUGUGCUGCAUUUUUUUACAGUGCGCUGUUUAUUUACAGUAUUAAACAUUUUUUAAACAUUUUUAAUAUUUGGAAACACUGAAUAUAGCUGUUGAAACACCAAAAGUAGCUGUAAAAAAUCCAACAGAAACUGGAGAACCAUUUAUAAAGACUACAUCAACAGCCUCAAUCUUAUUUACUGUACAGAUGAAGGCAGACGUUAAAUUCCAAGUGACGUCGGCUUAGGCCUAAUUAGUCAACAGGAUUGGAUUGAGGAAUUUUGGCAUAAGAAACGUGUCACAUUGUGACAAAGAGGAAGUUGGAUUAAAGCAACUUUAACCUGCAUUCACUUAUACUUUAAAGUGUCCUGAAAUUACUAAAUGAUACACAUUCGUCCGAUCUCAACAACCUUUUUAGCAUUCAGGAAGAGUCACAAAAGGAGCAUAAUUAUUUUUGACCUGUCUGGAAAUGCCGGAGAUGGAACGAUGUCAAAGUCCAUUAGCGUGAAUAGAAAAAGAGGCCACCCAAAAAAGGCGUAACGUCUCUCAUCCAUCACGACUUGAUCUUCCUGACCCAAAAGUACAGUUGAUCUGACAUUUGCUUGACAUUAUAAAUGCAUUUGAUAUUUGUGUCAGAUUUGUUCACAAUAAGCCUUUCCUUUUCUUGAAAGCAGUUUGGAAAUGCACCCUAAAUGGCCCAUUACAUGAUUACAGCUAUUUUGAACAACAAUUAAGUAUUUCUGUUGUAAUUUAAAGUGGAUCCUUGUCAAGUCCAAGCUUCAUUUUUGCCACUUACUGUCAGUUUUAAAAGGCAGAAGAUGACAUUUGACAUUUCAGGAGGCAGAUGAUGAAAGGGUCAGUCAUUCAAUCACAAUUUAGUGUCUUGGUGAAAAAUACUAGCGCUGGGGAUCUUAAGAAAACAGGCGUGUGUCUGACAGAAUACAAAAGGCAGUAUUUAUAUAUUUUUUUAAUCCUUAAGAUCAUUACAUUCUUAAGAAAUAAGGAUACAAAAGCUGUCACUGGGGCGGUACCCUUUGAAAAACUAUACACCAAGGGCUCACAUUGUACAGUAUAAUUGAUUUAUUUACUGGCAUCACAUUACAGUUUCCAUCGUACGGUGUAUUUACAUAAGCACUGAGUAAGUAUGUAAUAAACGGCAUGCACUUAUGUAUUCAACAUGGAAAGUAAUGUAAAUUGUUACUCACAGUAUAUUAUAAGGUUAGUGUAAGGUGCUGUGAUAAUCCCCCAGAUCUCUUGUUGGACUCAAAAGGUGAUUGUUUGGCCUGUCUCACACCUUUUAAUGAGGCCAUCAGAUUAGCUCCGUCACUUUCUGCGUGUCCAUCCUGAUCCCAUUUUGCUCCUUCACCACUAAUCUCCAUAAGUCAAUUAACUCAGAAUAUAAAAACCACCACCACCAUGCCGAAGUCAAAAGAAGGCAGGCGAACGCGAAGAACGCUCCAAGCAUGCCUGAUAACAUGGCCGGUCUUCAUGGCUUCGAGGGAGAAAACUACUACAUUCCUUUGAGUAACCGCACGGGGUUGGUGCGGGACCCCUUUCUGUACCCGCAGUACUACCUCGCAGACCCGUGGCAGUUCAGGUGUCUGGCUUUUUAUAUUUUUAUGCUCAUCUGUCUCGGUUUCCCCAUCAAUGGCUUGACUCUCGUGGUCACGGCACAACACAAGAAGCUCCGGCAACCUUUGAACUUCAUCCUGGUAAAUUUGGCAGUUGCGGGGAUGAUCAUGGUCUGCUUUGGCUUCACCAUCACCAUCACUUCGGCCAUGAACGGCUACUUCAUUCUGGGCCCGAUGGCAUGUGCCGUUGAAGGUUUUAUGGCAACACUUGGAGGUGAGGUAGCUCUCUGGUCACUGGUGGUGCUGGCUAUCGAACGAUACAUCGUGGUCUGUAAGCCCAUGGGAAGCUUCAAAUUCUCAUCAGGACACGCUAUGGGUGGAAUUGCCUUUACCUGGUUUAUGGCAAUGGCGUGUGCUGCUCCACCACUUGUCGGCUGGUCUAGGUACAUUCCCGAGGGCCUGCAGUGCUCAUGUGGGCCAGAUUACUACACACUCAGCCCUAAAUUUAACAACGAGUCCUAUGUCAUCUACAUGUUCGUUGUCCACUUUAUAAUUCCAGUCACCGUCAUCUUUUUCACAUAUGGACGUCUUGUAUGCACAGUGAAGGCGGCCGCAGCGCAGCAGCAAGAUUCAGCCUCCACCCAGAAGGCCGAGAGGGAAGUGACACGUAUGGUCAUCCUGAUGGUAGUGGGCUUCCUGGUGGCCUGGACCCCAUAUGCUAGUGUUGCAGCUUGGAUCUUUUUCAACAAGGGAGCCCCUUUCACAGCCCAGUUCAUGGCCAUUCCUGCCUUUUUCUCCAAGAGUUCCUCCAUCUAUAACCCCGUUAUCUAUGUGCUGCUAAAUAAACAGUUUCGCAGCUGCAUGCUAACCACUCUGUUCUGCGGUAAAAACCCCAUGGGAGAUGAGGAAUCUUCAGUGUCCACCAGCAAGACAGAGGUCUCUUCGGUGUCCCCGGCAUAACGACUUCCUGCCCCGCCCAAUCACACUUGGUACCCGUGAAAUUUUUGGAACGUUUGGAACUCCUCAUCUUGCACGCACUCCCACCUUCUCACUCAAUACAAGAGCACAGCACGCAAAUGAUUGUGUCCUGGGUAUCGGAUAUUUAUAUUCAUUGCUGCACUACACAAGCAUCAGUAAUAGGGGACACUGUAUUCAGAGGCGCUUGCUCUUUUUGGGGGGUGGGGGUCGAUGCCAAACUGCUAGCCCGAAUCUGAAUAUUUUCCUGUGUGUGUGGUUUUUUUGUUGUUGUUGAUGAACUGAUGCAAAUUUGUGCUGGUUUGUUGAAGGACUUGUGUGCUGUAUAUAUUUUUGUAUGUUAACGAGCAUGUAAAAAAGACAAAAAAGAAAUGUUUGGAAGUAAUAAAGUCUUGCAUUUAUGUUUCGUUUCAUGCAUUUUG